Messenger RNA from Solanum dulcamara, 2031 nucleotides. RefSeq names its product CBL-interacting serine/threonine-protein kinase 1. The record is from RefSeq and is a predicted model, not a curated record. The coding region runs from base 2 to 1798 and encodes 598 amino acids. Gene Ontology annotation, biological process: protein phosphorylation; signal transduction. The transcript has 13 exons. Gene Ontology annotation, molecular function: protein kinase activity; ATP binding. Lineage: Eukaryota; Viridiplantae; Streptophyta; Magnoliopsida; Solanales; Solanaceae.
AAUGGUGGCCCAAUUAAAUUACUAUAAAAGCUCUACGCACGCCAUUGACAAAAUUCAUGAGCCAUCGAAAGAAAACUUCAAACUUCAAAAGCACACAAAUCGUGCAUCUUUCUUCUUUCUUCAUAUCCAUUUCUUCAAUUACACACAAAACCCAGAAAAUCAAAAAGGGGUUUUAUACAAAUCCCAAUUUUUUUUGCUUUCAAUUUUUCGAAUUCAGUGGGAAAUGGUACUGAUUCAGCACCAACAACAGCAGCAGGAAGAAGAAGCAAUAAUAGGAAGAGAAAGAGGGAAAAAGGGAAUGCGAAUAGGGAAAUACGAGCUAGGAAGAACUCUAGGAGAAGGUAAUUUUGGGAAAGUGAAAUACGCAAAACAUACAGAUUCAGCCCAAACUUUUGCUAUUAAGAUUUUGGAAAAACAUCGGAUCCACGAUCUUCGAAUCACCGAUCAGAUUCAGAAUUUAGUGGUUUUGGGUUUUAUUGGGUCGGAGCUACAUAGAAUCGAGGGGGUCAUCAUUCACGCAAUUUCCCCCGUCCAUCAAUUGAUCACACGAAUAAAGAGAGAGAUUCGAACAUUGAAAGUUCUCAAGCAUCCAAAUGUGGUUAGAUUAUAUGAGGUAUUAGCGAGCAAAACUAAGAUUUACAUGGUGUUGGAAUAUGUAAAUGGUGGUGAAUUAUUUGAUAGAAUUGCUUCUAAAGGGAAACUUUCAGAAACACAAGGCAGAAAACUAUUUCAACAAUUAAUUGAUGGUGUUAGUUAUUGCCAUGACAAAGGUGUCUUCCAUAGAGACCUCAAGCUAGAGAAUGUUCUCAUUGAUGGAGGGAGAAAUAUAAAAAUAACAGAUUUUGGACUAAGUGCAUUGCCUCAACAUCUUAGGGAUGAUGGCUUGUUGCAUACAACAUGUGGUAGUCCCAACUAUGUUGCUCCUGAAAUUCUUUCUAACAGAGGCUAUGAUGGUGCAACAUCAGAUACUUGGUCCUGUGGUGUCAUCUUAUAUGUCAUCCUCACUGGAUUCUUACCCUUUGAUGAUAGAAACCUUGCAGUGCUUUAUCAAAAGAUUUUUAAAGGGGAUGCUCCAAUACCAAAGUGGUUAUCAUCAGGAGCAAAGAAUCUUAUAAAGAGGAUUCUUGAUCCAAAUCCACAAACUAGAAUAACAAUGGCAGAGAUUAAAGAGGAUGAAUGGUUUAAACAAAACUAUACUCCUGUAAAUCCUGAUGAAGAGGAAGAUUUGGAAGGUGAUGAUGCAUCCUCAGAUGAUGAAGUGAUGACAGUACAUGAUGCACCACUUGACAUAGAAAGAGAUCCAGAAUCACCUUCUCUUAUCAAUAAUGCAUUUCAACUCAUAGGAAUGUCCUCAUGCCUUGAUCUUUCUGGAUUUUUUGAAAAUGAGGAUGUUUCUGAGAGGAAGAUCAGGUUCACAUCUAAUCUCUCUCCAAAAGAAUUGCUAGAUAGGAUUGAGAAUUUAGCAGUUCAAAUGGGAUUUCAAGUCCAGAAAAAACCUGGAAAGUUAAAAGUAUUGCUAGAGUACAAAGGUCAAAAAACUCAAGCCAGUCUUUCAAUAGUAGCAGAGGUUUUCGAGAUUAGUACAUCCUUGUAUGUUGUAGAGUUACAAAAAUUUUCCGGGGAUUCUGCAGUAUAUAGACAGUUGUGUAAUAGAUUAUCAGAUGAAUUGGGAGUCCAGCAAAGUGAAGAACUCCUGUCCAACCUAAUGGUGAAAGAUGGAAAUCAUACCAGUGAUUCAGCCCAUUCUUUAUCGUCUGAGAAGCAAGAAUUACUUCAACAACUGAGAGUAACAGAGUAGAAGACAGUAAAUGAGAUGCAACUAUAAAUAUAGGUCAUUUGUAAUAGACAUAUAACAGCUGUUGAAUAAGAAAAGUCUGCGUUAAAUAUAAGUUUCUUUCGUUUUCCCCCUCUGCUAACUCUGAAGCAGCUGUUAUUUUGUACAUUCACAUAGCUUUGUUAAAAAGGGCACACCCCGCGACAUGUUAUGAAAUGAAACUAUCAAUAAAGGGCAAAAACAGUUCACUUAGUCGA